Exophiala mesophila is the source of this 1344-nucleotide messenger RNA. RefSeq lists its product as uncharacterized. The coding region runs from base 483 to 887 and encodes 134 amino acids. Gene Ontology annotation, biological process: 2-oxoglutarate metabolic process. The transcript has 2 exons. NCBI's taxonomy places the organism in Eukaryota, Fungi, Ascomycota, Eurotiomycetes, Chaetothyriales, Herpotrichiellaceae. The record is from RefSeq and is a predicted model, not a curated record.
CACGCAUGCACGGAAGCCGCCUAGCAAUUGGUACAUUAUUAUACGUUCUUAUUACAAGCUUAAUUUGUCCAGCACUGGCUACAUACAACCACUUUCUUCCAUCCAUCCUGACUUUGUCCAACCGGCUUUAGCAUGAUAAGACCUUCUGGAUUUUGUUUCUUCUGCCCCGCCGACUGAUACACCUUUGCCAGCUGCGAAAACCGGACAAAACAAAUUACGACACCCUUGAGUAUCUAUUAACCAAGUCGACCUUGUGACCCUGCGCAAACAUCGCCCACCUCCAGCCUUCCCUACAAACCACCUCAUCUUCCCCCAUAAGGGCAACAGCAAAUCUCAACGAUCUUUAAAGAAACUGGUUACUGCUGCAUUCGACGUCGACAUCGUAGACCGACUCUCGACGACAGUCGCACCUAGAGCCCUAUUCAAACCCCCCACCUCACAACUCUGACCCGCCGCUUGCUUGACAGAAUUAUCUUUGUACGAUGCGGGCCUCCCUGAUCCUUCGAGCGACUCAACACCGUACCCCCUCUAUCAAGUUCCUUGGGAAACGAAGUAUUCCUAAAUCAGUAGACCACAGCCCACAACCUCACCCAGCCUCCCCAACUCAUUCCCUCCCCGAUAGCUUCGCCACAUACAGGGCCAAGGCCCAACAACACGGCCCCCUGGGUGGUAACAAUGGACACGCAUCGCCAUUCCAAGCUGCUACAUCCGGUCAUGGAACAUAUGGCGCCAUUGGUGGGCAGUCCGGGAGGUCACUAGGGUCAGUUCAGCCUGCUCAAGGAGAGUAUUUCGACAGGAACGAACUCCCGAAGCGGUUCUGGCGCACACCGUGGUCAGAAGAGGAGAUCGAGGCUGUGAGCACAGGUGGAGCGAGCUCCGUUUUCUGAGCUGGAGCUGGAGCUGGAGCUGGGCAUCAAAGUCCCUAUCUCUAUGUUUCGAGCAUUGCAAAGCUGUGUUCGAGGUCCCCUUGAUGUACAGCAUAUCAUUAUAAUCAUGGUUCAGGUCUCGAUUGAGCAAAAGCAUCAUGGUGGUGUCAGCCUCGGAGGGUUUUCAGACCUUGCUUCAGAGGCUCGAGAAUGAGAGUCCUACCUAGCAAGUCUUGGUAGCUCAGGCCAAGCCGGACCCCGACACAACUCCCAGACGCCAUCAGAUUUCCGCCGACGACGUUAUCGACCUCCAAUCACGAGAAGCUCGAUUGUUAAUGGCUUGACUCUUCAAAAAAUCAGUAUAUAUCCCACUCAACGUGUACGGUACAUGACGGUCCUGGGGCGGCUAAAUUAUAAAAACUCCCUUUAUUCUUGUCCACAAAAUGGAUGUGAUGUCUUCUACAAGUCAAUGCCUCCC